AAAACGUUCUUUCGGCAGAGGAACUGUAGCCCGCCAUUGUGUAGACACUUAAGCUCUAUAGAGAGACAGGGACACUUGGCUAACUCUCUAAGACAUUUCCUAUACCCUGCCGCAUUGACUUUAAGAAAGAAAAAAAAAAACGAAAUUAAAUACGCAGGCCCCAGGGAGAAGGAAAUGUCAGCCAGCAGCCUUCUGGGACAGGUAAAGAGAGGCACUUUAUGAACCUUUCACGAGCGCCGUAGCUAGCAGUGACUCUCUCUCUCUGUAGUGCAGUGCAGCGGUAGGCCUGACCACCUGCUGUCCGACUCACUGGUCAAUAUAAAUCUCUUUUAUUUUCCCCUCUUUUCAUCCUCACAACUCAAACCUUCAUGAAUCACCUGGACCCAAUCCAGAGACCGAAAGGCCAAGGAAACAAAGUGCAAAACGGAGCUGUUGCCCAAAAGGAGACUUUAAAUGAUGAUGAGUUCGAGCCUUAUCUGAACGCUCAGCCCAGACAGAGCAAUGCAUAUACGGCCAUGUCCGACUCCUAUAUGCCUAGCUACUAUAGCCCCUCCAUAGGAUUCACCUACUCGCUUAAUGAAGCGGCGUGGUCCACAGGUGGUGAUCCUCCCAUGCCCUACCUGGCCUCUUAUGGACAGCUUAGCAAUGGGGAGCACCACUUCCUCCCGGAUGCCAUGUUUGGCCAGUCAGGGGCACUUGGGAGCAACCCUUUCCUGGGUCAGCAUGGUUUCAACUUUUUCCCCAGUGGGAUCGACUUCUCUGCCUGGGGGAGCAGCAGCUCUCAGGGACAGUCCACACAGAGUUAUGCCUACGCACCCAGCUCACUCGGGGGUGCUGUGAUUGAUGGACAGUCUCCGUUCACCGCCAAUGAGCCUCUUAACAAGGCUGUAGGGAUGAACAGUUUGGACCAGGGUAUGGCAGGGCUUAAGAUCGGGGCAGGAGACAUGACACCUAAAGUUGUUGGUUCUGGACUUCCUGGAGGACCUUUGAAUCAGGUAUCAGCAGCACCCAGCAUGCCUGCACCUUCCAUCGCGCCUGCCAAAGUGGCGUCCUGGGCGGACAUCGCCAGCAAGCCUGCCAAACCCCAGCCUAAGAUCAAGACUAAAGGCACCUUGGGGGGCACGAACCUUCCCCCUCCACCAAUCAAACACAACAUGGAUAUUGGCACAUGGGAUAACAAAGGGGCGGUGCCGAAAGCAGCAACACCCCAACAGCCAGCACUGCCCACCAAUGGACAGCCACCCAAUCAGGCCUCCCCUCAGCCAGCUACACCUGCCGGAGGGGUGCCGCAGCUUCCCCUCACCAACGGACAGCUUGCACCCCCUACUGUUGCUUUAGGACAGCAUCCCCAGGCUCCUAAUGGGCAACCAGGUAUGGCUCCGCCCCAACUUCAAGGCCCACCCCCUCCACCACAACCUUCUCAACAGACCCGCUGGGUCCCUCCUCGUAAUCGUGCCAACGGCUUUGGAGAUGCAGCAGGUGGGGCCAGCCAGUCCCCUCCCAGUGCCGGAAUAGGUGGAGUCAGUGUGCCACCAGAGCCGCACCCGGUCCUUGAGAAGCUGCGCCUUGUCAACAACUACAACCCGAAGGACUUUGACUGGAACCCCAAACAGGGACGUGUGUUUAUUAUUAAGAGCUACUCGGAGGACGACAUCCAUCGCUCCAUCAAGUACAACGUGUGGUGCAGCACAGAGCAUGGCAACAAGCGACUGGACGCAGCAUACCGCUCUCUGGGUGGAAAGGGCCCCCUGUACCUGCUUUUCAGCGUCAACGGUAGCGGCCAUUUCUGUGGUGUGGCCGAAAUGCGCUCACCCGUGGACUACAACACGUGUGCCGGCGUGUGGUCGCAGGAUAAGUGGAAGGGUCGGUUUGAUGUGCGCUGGAUCUUUGUCAAGGACGUGCCCAACAGUCAGCUGCGUCACAUCCGCCUUGAGAACAACGAGAACAAGCCAGUGACCAACUCGCGUGACACGCAAGAGGUCCCGCUCGACAAGGCGCGGCAGGUGCUCAAGAUCAUCGCGGGCUACAAGCACACCACCUCUAUCUUUGACGACUUCUCGCACUAUGAGAAGCGCCAGGAGGAGGAGGAAAGUGUUAAAAAGGUGGAGGUCCAGGGGAACGACCCAUACUCGAGUAAUCCCAGCCGGAGUCACUACAGACUGCAGGAUCGUCAAGGACGUGUCAAGUAAAAGCCACUUCUCUUUGGGGAAAAAGACUGACAUGGUCCUGCUCUCCCCAACUAUACAUCCAGAUGUUUUCACUGAUUAUUCUGGGGAAAGACUUAACCAAGGAUUCAAAGCAAGAAAAAAAAAUGAAUGAAAAAAAAAAACCUAAAUGAAGACUCUUCUCUUGAUUUCUGUUGACUUAAAAGACUUACUUUGAACUUGUAGUAAAGGAAAAAAAAAAACGAUUAUUCAUAGGACUACAACUUAAUUCUAUAGGAUGCUUAGGUGAUCAUUUUCGCUCCUUUUUUCGUCCCAUUCUCCUUUUUUUUUUUGCUGCUUCCUCUUUUCUUCUCCCUUUUUCUUUUUUUUAACUGUUUUGUUUUUACAGUCCAAGAGCAAGGCUGGUCUGCCUCAUCACUAAAGUCUAUAGUGGAUUUUUUUUAGUAUUGGAUUCUAAGGCCCUGCCUGAACGGGCAGUCUGUUUCAUUUCUUUGUUAAUCUCUCCCCAGUUUUUUUUUUUUUUUUUUUUGUGUCAUUGGAAAUGAUCCCAUCAGGAUGCACAGUGGGAGUGGCCUUUGAGUGGAUGUUACAUUGUGAAUAAUUCUACAGUAGCCUGUGCAAAAUGUCAUUGCCUUUCACAAAAAAGGAAAGACGUCCUUAGCCCUUGCUUAUAAGAGUGAAAUCAUUUAAUCAUAAUGAAUAUUCAGGAUUUUUUUUUGUUUGUUUGUUUGUUUUAUGCCUGGAGGUAAGAGCGGGUUUUGGUCAGGACAGUUUAAGCAAACACCAAGAAAUGUUCAGUUUGUCAUUUGUAUAAUUUUUUAUGGUGUGCAAAAAUGGGGCUGUGUUUAAAAGUCUUCUCUGACCUUGUUUUUUGCCUUUUUCCCUUCAAGUUAACAAUGUUGCUAUGGGCUGCUCUCUUCUUGUCAUCCAUUUUUCUUUCUCUUCUCUGUUUCUUAAGUCAGCAGCGAGGUGGGCUGUGGACCCUCUCUUUCUAUUACUCAGUUCAUGAAAAUAAAUGUGGUAUACUCAGCACAAGA
Pangasianodon hypophthalmus (striped catfish) is the source of this 3202-nucleotide messenger RNA. RefSeq names its product YTH N6-methyladenosine RNA binding protein F2 (gene ythdf2). Gene Ontology annotation, cellular component: cytoplasm. The record is from RefSeq and is a predicted model, not a curated record. Gene Ontology annotation, molecular function: N6-methyladenosine-containing RNA reader activity; mRNA binding. The transcript has 5 exons. Gene Ontology annotation, biological process: mRNA destabilization. The coding region runs from base 369 to 2189 and encodes 606 amino acids. NCBI's taxonomy places the organism in Eukaryota, Metazoa, Chordata, Actinopteri, Siluriformes, Pangasiidae.